GGUAUACCUUCCAACCGGAAGUUUACAUUCCACACGUGGGAAAGAAAGACCCAAAUCCAAGUGACAGUGUUUAUAACGAAGCAAAGGUCUAUUAAUAAAACCUAAGAUGGCUAAAAGUAUCAGAAGCAAACACAAAAGGAAGAUGAGAGCUAUAAAAAGAGAAAGGUAUGGGAAAAAAGAAUUAGAAACUCUCAAGAAAACAGUUACUACAGAAGUUGCUUCUGCUAUUAAGGAAGAGGACAUGAAAGAAAUGUUUACAGUGAGAAAAGGUUGUGAGGUUGUCCAAGAAAUAAGAGAUGAAGAAAACAUGGACCUUGAUUCAGGAAAAAAAUACAACACAAGGACAAAGUUAGAUGAACAUGGAAAUUACCCAGUGUGGAUGAACUCUAGACAAAUUAAAAAGCAGAAGAAAAAGAAUAAGACACAGAAAACAAAACGAGCAGGAAAAGCAAAGAAAUGAAAAUGAUUUUGAGAAAAGCUGACAGAAGUUUUUCAAAGUUAUGUCUAAUUGUCUGCUGACAUCAUUGAAAAUGAUCUGUCAUUUUGUAUGCUAUUUUCAUAGUUCAGCAUAAUUUACUACCACAUGUUUACAUUCUGACAUUUAAUCAUUAAUGAUAUAAAGAAAGUAAAUUGUUGUUUGGGGGUACAUUUGAAGGUACAUGUAUUUAUUAAAUGCAUUUAUUUACAACUUUGUCAAAAAAAAUGUGUAGACUGGUUAAAAUGAAAUUGAAAAUAGAUUGAUGUGUUCAAAACUUUGUUGUCACUUAAAAUAUUUGAUAAGUUAGUCUUUCUUACCUAGGCUGAAAAAAAAAUAUGUUAAGAGUGUUAUAUAUAAUUUGUCUAUUAUUUGGAUAAAACAAGAUAAAUCUGUUUCACUGUGACCAUUUUAAUAUAUAUAAAAACAACAACAACAAAACCA
Mytilus trossulus (common blue mussel) is the source of this 919-nucleotide messenger RNA. Its product is annotated as protein LLP homolog. Gene Ontology annotation, molecular function: RNA binding. Gene Ontology annotation, biological process: dendrite extension. Gene Ontology annotation, cellular component: nucleolus. Lineage: Eukaryota; Metazoa; Mollusca; Bivalvia; Mytilida; Mytilidae. The coding region runs from base 107 to 460 and encodes 117 amino acids. The transcript has 4 exons. The record is from RefSeq and is a predicted model, not a curated record.